AUGCAUUUCUCAGUAUUCGUCACCUUCUUCAUCACGACAACGUUAGCUAUCCAAGCUAAUGCAUACAGUUAUGCUGAUUUGCAAGAGCUUAUUGAGAAAACUAACUCAGCUGCAUCUGUAACAGCUUCGAGUACCGUCGAUUCAGUUGAUACUGCAACAUCACAGACUACAUCUACUGAAGUACCUCCAACACUUAUUUCCAUCGAAUCUACCAGUGUUGUUUCUCCUUCAUCGGAAACUCCAGAAACUGGAGAAACCGCUACUACUGAAGAGCCAACAACAACUGAAGCAGACUUGAUUACAAUUACUGCUGAUAAGGAAGAGACGACCACGGAAGAAGUUGUCAGUACCACAGAAGCCGAAGAAGAAACUACAACCACCGAGAAAGCCGGCAUUGAAGAAGAAGUAGAGGAAAAUGUCACUACGCAAGAGACGAAAGAAAACACCGAGACAACAACAGUUUCAACGACUGAAGAGCCACAAACAACGACCGAAGUCAUAUCUGAAGAGGAAACAACUACAGCAGUUGAAACCACUCCAGAAACUGAGGAAAAACUUAUUGAACAGACUGACAAGCCUGAAGUUAUAAUCGAGGAGACCGAAGCUCCAGAAGUAGAAGAAGUUCCGUCAACAACUAUCAAGACAAUAGAACUGAUCGAAAAGAAAGUUCCAACCGACAUGAUCUAUCCUUCUCCAACUGAUUCUGAAUUCUCAAGCUUUUUUGGCAUCAAACGUCCCGACCUCGCGACCAUCUAUAGAAGACUAUUCCCAUUCAAACAUGCUACGAACUAG
Messenger RNA from Auanema sp. JU1783, 792 nucleotides. Lineage: Eukaryota; Metazoa; Nematoda; Chromadorea; Rhabditida; Rhabditidae. The record is from the annotation of a GenBank genome assembly.